UACAGUUACAGAAAUGGCAUAGUUUGAGUUCAUUUGAUGAAUUUUUAGUCAUUGUGUUUUGAUUCCUUGCUUUGAUUUUGUCUGGAACUUACUAUAUUGUCGCUACAUUUGUGGUUAUAUAUUAUAUAUAACUAUAUCGAAGGAGUGGACUAUGGGAGAACCUUUGGGGCUGUUAAAAGUGAUUGUUGUGCAAGGGAAAAAAUUGGUAGUCAGGGACUUCAAGAGCAGUGAUCCUUAUGUCAUUGUUAAGCUUGGCAACCAGACAGCAAAGACCAAGGUUAUAAACAGUUGCCUUAACCCAGUUUGGAAUGAAGAACUUUGUUUUUCCCUCACAGAACCUUCUGGAGUUCUAAACUUGCAAGUGUUUGAUAAAGACCGUUUCAAGGCGGAUGACAAGAUGGGGCAUGCUCACCUCAGCCUCCAACCAUUAGUUUCUGCAGCUAGAUUAAGGCAGAUCCUAGGCGCGUCUUCUGGUGAGACAACAUUAAGGAAGGUCAUUCCAGACAGUGACAACUGUCUAGCGAUGGAAAGCUCUAUUAACUGUGCAGAUGGUGAGGUUGUUCAGGAUGUUUGGUUGAGGCUUUCUGGAGUGGAGUCUGGGGAGAUAGAGUUAAAGAUCAAAUUAACCAAUCCUCCUGUUGCUCACUAAUGAUAUUGUAGAAUAAAGGCUCACUAAAACAUGGACCUAUUAACCGUGUGGAGUAAUUAUAUUGUAGCGUUUGGAGGAGUGUUCUAAUUUGAAAAGUUCUUUCACUGUAAAGGGAAUGACUUCUUUAGAAGGAAUUUAGAAAAGAGAAGAUGUUUGCCAAAUGGUACUUUUGAGAAGUCAUUUUAUAUCUCCCUCCCUGAUUUAACAUCUUGUUGGGAAGAGAUUAAUAUAGGUGGCUUAGCUUGGGACUAGUAUGCUUUUGAUAUAUUGAAGUUGAAAACUGUGCACUCAGAAUUUUCUCCGUCGUGGAGCUGUGGGUUUAGAUUCUUUCGAAUGUGUUCAAAUUUUAGGCCCUGUAAUUGUUGGGUGUAACAUGACUGGUGUGUAUAUAUAUAUAUAUAUAUAUAUAUAUAUAUAUAUAUAUAUAUAUAUAUAUAUGAUGUUGCGCUUGCGCUUAGUACAAGUGAUGUAUACAUUGUUGCAUAGAUGACAACCGGAACUUCAUGUCUAGAUGACCAAAAGCUGUUAAAUUGAUGCUCUGAAUUUAUCAUACAUGGGUGUACUCUUCUUGGCCUUUGCUUCUGUUACCACCUCUAGAGAACUAAGUAGUCCCAUGUCCAUUGAUAGGCCUUGUGAGCACCGCCAGCUUCUCCUCCUCGUUUGGCAGAAGGUGCAGGACUUAAGUCCCUAUACACGGACAAUAGGUAGGAGCUUAUGUGUAGAGGUGGUAUUGGAGGGUUGCCCCUUACCAGCAUGUAUCACCAGAGCCCCUGACAAAAGAAAAAGAAAAAGAAAACAGACUUACAAAGAAAGUGUCAUGGGAUUCUUGAAAGAGAUUAAUGGUAAAGUAAGCAUUGCCAAUGCAUUUUAAUUGAUUUCAUUGUAUUCCUAAAUUUAAUUGAUUCUCCUAAUUUUGAUUUUAAUUUCCUGUUUCAUCACUGAUGCUAUAUAAGACUAAAUUGCCCUGUUGUGUUAUCUUAUUGCUAGCUAAUCAGCUAUUAUGCAACAUUUCUUUUUUCUAUUCCGGUAGGUAAGGAUCUAAGUUUUUAUGUCCCAAACACGUAUAAUUCCGAAAGUGAAAGGAAGUAAGAAGAAAACCAAGAACUUCUUGUUGCCCUGAGACGUUUUCCUGUAAAUUAAUCUAAAUAUCUCUCCAAUAAAAAUAAUAUCUCAAAAGCAAUUAAUAAUUCAAACUUAAUCAAAUUUCUUCUUGCCAAUCUAUUUUUUUAACAACUGGCACAUGGUACUCAAGAUUUAAUGACUACUAUAAAUAUUUAGCAAUGACCAAAAAUAAAAAAAGAGUUACAAAUACAUAGAUAUGGAUAAAGUCCGCUUCAAAUGUUACUCAGAGCAGUCUUGGUUGAAACUGGAAAUUUUAUUCAAUAAUCUAAUACAAGACCAUAGAACAAGCAAAUAGAGUUUACAUAAUUGACUUGUCUGUGACUGAGGUGGGCAUGCUUCCCUUAUCCUUUCUGAAGAAUAGCCCUUCAUAUAUAGGCAAGCUGAUAAAAAUCACCAGCCCACACAGAAGAAUCUGUGGUGCCAAUGAAUCCAAUCCCUCAGUUUUCAAAUCCAUAACUAUCCUCUUCACUCCCCAAACAAAGCUGAACAGGUUGAGCAGUGCAAGUGUUGCUAAAAUGGUAAACAUUGGCGAAUGCGCGCCGAACUCCAUGACCUCUUUCUUGUAUCUUAGCAGCAGCUCCUCGUCAGCCACCUUUUCUGUGACUACAAAACC
This is a messenger RNA of Cornus florida, 2384 nucleotides long. RefSeq names its product protein C2-DOMAIN ABA-RELATED 11. The transcript is spliced from 4 exons. The record is from RefSeq and is a predicted model, not a curated record. Lineage: Eukaryota; Viridiplantae; Streptophyta; Magnoliopsida; Cornales; Cornaceae. Bases 152 to 649 code for a protein of 165 amino acids.